Molecule: messenger RNA, 4464 nt
Organism: Hippocampus comes (tiger tail seahorse)
Lineage: Eukaryota; Metazoa; Chordata; Actinopteri; Syngnathiformes; Syngnathidae
Product: protein-tyrosine kinase 2-beta-like
Exons: 31
Coding region: 382-3171 (929 amino acids)
Biological process (GO): signal complex assembly; protein phosphorylation
Cellular component (GO): focal adhesion; cytoskeleton
Molecular function (GO): protein tyrosine kinase activity; ATP binding
Source: RefSeq, a predicted model, not a curated record
AUACAGCAAUUCAUCAGUCCUGUCAGUUUUUCUGUCGGUGGGUCUUCAACUUCCUCGUUUGUGAGUGGUGCUUCCUCUUUCGCUUACUAGCAUGAAUGUUUUUCGGGGUGAGGCUUCAAAAAGAGUUUGGUAACGGUUAACAUCGACACAUUAUAAAAUAAUCUCACAGAACAGACAUUUAAAACGGAGCGGCCUGUCUCUGACCAGUUAAGUUUGGUUUCAGAUUCGAAUCGUUGUGUGGGGCUGCUGAGACUUGCACAAGAUGGCAGUUGUGUGUUCAUUGAUGGAUGCUUGACAAGUGUGUGGUGUUUGUAGUUGUGGCAAUAUCUGUCGAUGUAGUUUCGAUGCUGUCUGCUUGAGUCUAUUUUUUAUGCGUUGGAAAUGUUGGGAGACACGAGCACCCUGUCUUGGAGGAGCAUGUCUCCCACCGGCCAACCCAAGACCCCAGACAUGUCCCCCACAGCGAUGAUUGGCAGCAACAGCAUCUUCCCGGUGAAGAUUAUCAAAGUGUGUUUCCUCAGCAACAGCUUCAACCUCGGCAAGAACUUCAAAUUGGUCCGCUGCAAUGAAGGAAUGGCAGUCAAGGAUGUCAUCAACAUUGUCCUGUCGGGUGGCUGCGUGGGUCCUGGCAUAAAACACACCCAGUGCUACGGGCUCCUCCUCAAACACCUCAAGUCGUCCGAGAUACACUGGCUGCACCCGGACCUGACAAUGACUGAACUCACCCAGCGUUACGAGCAGCAGCACCUGGAGGCUGAGUGGAGAUAUGACUUAAGGAUCAGAUACAUUCCAUCAAACUUCUUAGCAAAAUUCCAAGAGGACAGAACCACCAUGCUCUACUUUUACCAGCAGGUACGCAGCGACUAUAUGCAGCGGUUUGCCUCAAAAGUCAGUGAUGGGAUGGCUCUCCAGCUUGGUUGCCUGGAGAUUAGGAGAUUCUACAAAGACAUGAAUCCAAACGGACUGGAGAAAAAGUCCAACUUUGAGCUGUUAGAGAAGGAAGUUGGACUGGACUUGUUCUUUCCGAAAGAGCUUAUCAACAGCAUGAAGCCGAAACAACUGCGUCGAAUGAUCCGGCAGACAUUUCAAGGCUACGGCACUCUGAACCAAGAGCAGUGCAUGGUCAAGUUCUUCAGCACUCUGGCUCAGUGUUACAGCUUUACUCAGGAGAGAUUUGCCUGCCAGCUGGUGCAUGGUUGGCGUGUAACAAUCGACCUGGUCAUUGGAUCUGAAGGUAUCAGUCAGCAAACUGACAAUUCAACACCCGUCCUCCUGGCCACAUUCUCCCAGGUGAAUAGUAUCUUGUUCUCUGCUGAGAGCCACGGCCGAGCUCUGCUCACCGUAUACAUAGAGGGAACUAAGCAGCCCCUCUCAGUGAGUACAGAGUCUAUGGCUGUAGCAGAAAACAUGGCCAACCUAAUUGAUGGCUUCUGCCAGAUAGAGCGCUCCCCUGAGGGCUCGCUCAUUAACAGGCCUAGCAAAGUGAGACUGAAACUGCCUGACAUUCCAAAAGGCAAUGAUUCAACUGGACCAAAUAGAGAUUCAGACAUUUAUGCUGAGAUUCCUGAGAGCCCGAUAAGCCCUUGUGAGAAGCAAAGGAUCUCCCGAGCAAAUGUAAUUUUAGGUCAGAUCCUGGGUGAGGGCUUUUUUGGAGAGGUUCAUGAGGGUGUGUAUAAAAGCCCGACAGGCGACACAAUCCAAGUGGCCAUCAAAACCUGCAAGGACUGCUCAGCAGGCGUGAAGGAAAAAUUUCUCAGUGAAGCUGACUUAAUGAAAAAUCUGGACCACCCCCACAUUGUGCGCCUGAUUGGAGUCAUUCAUGUUGAUCCGGUCUGGAUUGUCAUGGAACUCUAUCAACAUGGAGAGCUGGGGAACUAUCUGAAGGAGCAGAAAUCUACCCUGACAACAGCAACAUUAAUACUGUACUGUCUACAAAUCUGCAAAGCCUUAUCUUACCUGGAGGGCCUCAACAUGGUGCACAGAGAUAUAGCAGUGAGAAACAUCCUUGUGGCAUCUCCUGACUGUGUCAAACUUGGUGACUUUGGUCUCUCUCGUUACAUAGAUGAUCAGGAGUACUAUAAAGCAUCCGUUUCAAGAAUGCCAAUCAAAUGGAUGGCCCCAGAAUCCAUCAACUUCCGACGGUUCACCAUUGCCAGCGAUGUCUGGAUGUUUGGUGUGUGCGUGUGGGAGAUCUUUUCCAUGGGCCAACAACCAUUCCUCUGGCUUGAAAACGGACAGGUGAUCACCCAGCUGGAGUCCGGCGUCCGACUUCCCAAGCCACUGUUGUGCCCGCCCACUCUUUACUCUAUGCUGACCAGCUGCUGGGCCUAUGAGCCGUACAUCCGUCCCAGCUUCCGCCAGCUCGUCUGCUCCCUGAGGGACAUUCUCAAAAUGGAGGAGGCAGAUUCACCACACCGCAUCUCGUCCAGCUCGCCACUGGGCCAUGACCACACCGAGCCUCCCCCAAAGCCUUCCAGAGUGCGACCCACCAGCCCCCUCGUCUCGCACAGUCAGGGAACAGCCUGGGACGCGCCACUUUGGGAGAAACGGCAAGAAAACGUUGACGGCACUCUACGAAGGCAAAAAAGAGAGAUGGCGAUGGAUAGUCAGUGGCUGGAGCAGGAGGAGCAACAACUGGAUCCUGCUGUGCGACAAGCUUCAAAUACAAAGCUUCCAGAAAAAAAUGCAGCUGACUGUUCUCCCCCAACAUCCCCAGUGACGCCUGAGAUCACAUUGUCUUGUCCCACAGCUGAAUUGGAUCGAUCGGAUGAUCAGGUUUACUCCGGCGUCAUGGCGAUAGUCAGACAAGUGGUCCAGCUGAAGAAUGAGGUCAACAUGCUGCCGGCCUCAGAGUACCCCAACGCUGUCAAAGCAGUUGGCGUCACUCUGCGAAGCCUCAUUCAACACGUUGAUGAUAUCCUGCCUUCCCUGCACGGCUCAAUUACAAACGAGAUCGUAGGCACAAAGAAGCUGCUGAACAAGGAUUUAGGGGAGUUGAUCAAUAAAAUGAGAUUGGCCCAGCAGAACUCAGUGACAACACUGAAACAGGAGUGCCAACGACAGAUGCUGGCUGCCGCACACACCCUGGCACUGAACUCCAAGAACCUGCUGGAUGCGGUGGACCAGGCCCGCGUCAGGUUGAGACAAGAUGAGGACAGCUCGGGGCAUUAAGGGGACCGGAAGGGAAAUGUCCUCUGCAAAAACGAGAAUUUGAAGAGGCGCUACUGUAUGUCUCCUGGCUGUCUUGAAAACGCUUAAGAUCCCUCAGGAGGAGUUGGAUAACAUGGCGGGGGAAAGCAAGUCUGCUUUAUUUACUGCCCCAUGACCAGAACUUGGAUCAGUGGAAGAGCAUAUGGAGAACAAUUCUAUAUUUCUGUAAAUUUCUAGAUUGUAAGAAAGGGACAGGACUAGAUAAUCUUAAAUGCUUCUUCCUGCCUGUUCCUCCUAAACACACCAGUUUAACAUAUUUGAGUAUUAGUUAUCGUUUUUUUGUUUUUUUUAUUAUUUUCCAUUGCACUGGUUAACCUGUUUUUUGUUUUAAUAAACGACCUGUGCAGAAUCAUGUGUCUCUAAGGUUAAAAAAAAAAAAAAAACAGGAUGCAAAGGCCGCGUUCAGAAAUUCACUGAUGCCCGUGCACUACUCUGACAUUGGUUGUGUCCAAUUGCACAGGACGGAUCUUCCUCAUGGUCGCUUGACGCCACUUCCAGCGCGAUUUGACUGCACGCGGUGUCCAAAUUCGCCACGGUUUAAGCGGUCCACGGAGGGUGAAUGAGGACGAGCCCUUGAAGGCGUCGAAGGUCCCAGCCUGCGAAUUGUCCUCCGACAAUUUGGAAACCACGUGGAGUUGAAAGCCCCGGAAGUGACGGCAUGCGACUGAAAACGCAGAGUGCACUCCGCUCCGAGUAAUAUUCGAUCGCAGCCUUCGUUCUCACCAAUCAACAAUUCGUUCUUGAAGUGUAAAUUCAAGCAGCGCAUCGGCGGUGAACUCAUGCGCGCUCCGAGCAUAUUUCCGCCCAUACACACACGAACAUACAAACCUGGUCUCGGUCGUGUUUGGAUCGAAGUUCAUUAUCAGAAAAGAAUGACAAUGCAAUGUAAAUUUCAGUUUAUUCAAUGGAAAGGACCUUCGGGAAGUAACAGUGAUUCCCAUAGUACAGACAAAGGACAUAAAUUAUAGAGGCAAAUGAAAGAAGUGGGGGGAGGGGGGAUUAAUCCACACUGCCCAGAGGGACACUGAGCAGGAUGCGGAAGAAUCAGUGAAGUCUGAAUUUGUCAUUCAUCAUGUGAGCAGUUUCAUUUAUCCUGUACAUGAAAUUCUAAAUGAUAGUACAAAAAGGAAUACAAAAUACAAAAAACAGUACAACUGCCAGCAAAUUAUCCAUAAAUAUUAAUAUUGAUCCACAUUGGUUUGACAAAACAAUGACUUCUGUAAACAUUUUCCACAUAAUGUGUGCAUUACUAUU